UAUCUUUUCACCACUCUUUUCUAUACUAUUACUCCAUUUUUCUUCUCUCUUUCUCUGCCUCAGCCUCCGCCUGUGUCUCUGCAGUUUCGCUUAACUCUCCAAUGACACAAAUUAAUGUCUUCACAUCUCAAUUUUUUGUUAAAUCUUAACUUUUCUCUUGUUCUUUUUUGAUCUGGGUCUUCAAUAGUUCUCAUUCAGAUCAUAUUUUUUUCACCACUAAUCAUUCUUUUUGUUUCUAUACUUCAACUACUAGUGAAGCAAUUGAUAUAAACAAACCUAUCUGAUUAAUGGGUUUUUCUUUUUUUUAGAUUUUUGAUUGAUGUAAUCAGGUUCUGAGGGAGAGAAUUUGCGAUGGAGAUGCAAAAGCCGACUGUUUCUUAUGAGAUAUCUUUAUCAGUUUUUUGAGAUUCAUUAUACAGGGUGUUUACAUUAUGGGUAGAGGUAGAGGAAAAGGGAAGAAACAAGCUGUCGUAGCUGCUCAUGAAGAUACUGGCAGUGGUGAGGAAGAAAAGAUUCCAACAUACAGGAGGAGAGGAAGGCCACAAAAACCAUUGAAGGAUGAAAUCAAGGAAGAAGAAGCUGAGAAGAUAGAAGAAGAAGAAGAAGAUGGUGAAAAUACAAAAAGUUCGACCUCUAAUGAAGACCUGAAAAAUCAGGGUGCCAUGGAGAACGGAAGUAAGAGGAAGCGGUCUUCGCAUGUGAAGGAAAAUCCAGAUUCUGUCAAAGAGGAAAAUGGUGUAGGAACCAAAACUGGUGCUAAUGAUUCGGCUAGGUCAGUUGGGUUCAGACAAAAUGGUAGCAGGCGGAAAAACAAGCCUCGGCGGGCUGCAGAAGUUGGAGUGGGGUGCAAAUGAGGUUCAGGUUAUCCAUCACAAUGAGUCCUACCUUCUUUUUCUGUUGGUGGAUAAAUCACAAAUAUGAAAGAGCAGUGUUAUCAGUUAAUAUAUGGUUUCUUAUAUUUGUUUUGAAAUAUGUUUUGUUUCUGAUAAUGCCCAAAAAAAUUUCUUUCAAAUGGGUGGUUUUGUUGGGAGUUUUGAAAUGGAAUACACUACUUGACUAUUUCCAAAAGCUACCAUCUUGAGAUAUCUAAGCUAAUUUCUUUUCUACGCA
This is a messenger RNA of Cornus florida, 1110 nucleotides long. RefSeq lists its product as uncharacterized. NCBI's taxonomy places the organism in Eukaryota, Viridiplantae, Streptophyta, Magnoliopsida, Cornales, Cornaceae. The record is from RefSeq and is a predicted model, not a curated record. The transcript has 2 exons. Bases 432 to 854 code for a protein of 140 amino acids.